This is a messenger RNA of Phyllostomus hastatus (greater spear-nosed bat), 2667 nucleotides long. Its product is annotated as sodium-dependent phosphate transport protein 1-like. Gene Ontology annotation, biological process: transmembrane transport; monoatomic anion transport. The record is from RefSeq and is a predicted model, not a curated record. Bases 199 to 1737 code for a protein of 512 amino acids. The transcript is spliced from 13 exons. Lineage: Eukaryota; Metazoa; Chordata; Mammalia; Chiroptera; Phyllostomidae. Gene Ontology annotation, molecular function: transmembrane transporter activity.
CAGGCACCCGGCGUUCGCCAGAGCUGAGGGGAGCGCGCCCACGGGCGCGGGAGGAGUCACUGUCCGUCCGGCCGGCCGUCCACCCGCCCGCCCGCUUCAGUUUUCAGGUUUUCUGUGUGCAUUUAAUCAACAACGAAAAAACUGUGAGCCCAGCGUCGAGGGCGGCCCGCGAAGGAGCUGCGAGGGCGCCGGCCUUGGAUGCACCGUCCGAACCAGAGGGGAGCCCGGGGCGGCCGGGGCAGUCCCCGCGGGGGGCCGGCUGACGAGGCACGUUCGCUCCCGCACAGGACGGAGGACAGGCCUUCCGGGAAGAGGCGCGGAGGCCGGACCGCCACGGAGCACAUGGACCACCCGUCUCCUGCCGGGAAAGGUCCGGGCCUCUGCUCGCUGCGCUUCGGCCUGGCCCUGCUGCUGCUCUUCUGCAACGUGGCCUUGCUGUGCCAGCGCUCCUGCCUCAGCCUCACGAUGGUCGCCAUGGUGAACAGCUCGGCGCUGCAGGGCGUGCCCAACGCCUCCGCCGCGGAGCCCCUGGACGGCGUCAAGAGUCCUGUGUACAACUGGAGCCCCCAAACCCAGGGCAUCAUCUUGAGCGCCAUCAUGUACGGCAUGCCCGUCACCCAAAUCCCCAUGGGCUACCUCUCCGGGGUGUACCCCAUAAAGGUGGUGACUGGCGUGGCGCUGCUCCUGAGCUCCGUCUGCAGCCUGCUGGUUCCGCUGGCCGCGGAAGGCGGAGAGUCCUUGCUCAUCGCCUGCCGGGUCGUCCAGGGGCUCAGCCAGGGGACGGUGAUGGUGACUCAGUACACCGUGUGGGUCAGGUGGGCCCCUCCUUCGGAACAAAGCCGCCUCACCUCUGUGAGCCUCUCAGGGAACCUGCUGGGCCCCUGCCUCUCCCUGCUGGUCACCGGCUUCAUCUCCCAGGCCCUGGGCUGGCCGAUGGUCUUCUACAUAUUCGGCGCUGGUGGCUGCGCCCUCAGCCUGCUGUGGUUCGUCCUGUUUUACGACGACCCAGAGCAGCACCCGUGCAUCAGCCUCAGCGAGAAGGAGUUCAUGGCGUCCUCCGUCGUGCAGGUCAGCUCCGGCGGGAAGUCGGUGCCCAUCAAGGCCAUGCUCAAGUCCCUUCCAGUCUGGGCCAUUUCCCUCUGCUGUUUUGCUUUCUCCUGGACAAACACCAUCAUGUUCAUGUACAUGCCAACAUUCCUCAGAGCCAAGCUCCGCAUUGACAUGAGGGAGAACGGACUGCUGUCGGCCCUGCCCUACCUGCUGUGUUGGGUCCUCGGGAUCCUGGCGGGGUACUUGGCCGACUUCUUCCUGGCCAGGAAGAUUCUCAGCUUGAUCGCCAUCCGGAAGCUCUUCACCACUCUGGGGCUCCUCCUGCCGGCCCUCUUCAGCGUGAGCCUGCUCCACCCCGGCGCCAGCCCCGUCAGCGUCGUCACCUGCCUGACGCUCGCGAGCGCCACGGCCGGCUUCUGCGUGGCCGGCGUGAUCAUCAACCCCUUGGAUAUCGCCCCCAGAUAUUAUGGAUUUCUUAAAGGAGUCACAAUGCUAAUUGGAAUGACAGGAGGCCUGAUUUCUUCCACUCUGACGGGAAUAAUCCUUAACCAGGACCCGGAGUCGUCCUGGUUUAAAAUCUUCCUGCUGAUGGCAGCCAUCAACGUGGCCACCCUGAUUUUCUACCUCGUGUUCACUAAGGCGGACGUUCAGGACUGGGCUAAGGAGCGGCAACAAACUCGCCUCUGAAGGAGGGGCCCUGCACCUCACGCAACCCACCUGGAGACCGCCUGCUGGGAAGGUCGCCCGCACGCCGUUCUCUGCAGCGUCACUGGGAAGGUCGCCUGCACGCCGUUCUCUGCAGCGUCACUGGGACGGCGCUUCCCCGGGGCCUCUCAAGAAUCCCUGUGCAGCCAGGCGCGAGGGGACCGGCUCCGAGAGGCGGGCUUCCCACUGAGACAGGACCCGUCCACCUGCACGGCCCAGCACACCUGUCCCCGACCUCCUGCUCUGUGUGGCCAGGAAGGGGAACUGCUGACAUCUCCAAGUAGCCUGUCUCCGCCCACACAUCCAGCUUGGCCACUGACCACCUCAAAGACUGACCAGUCCCACGCGCAAGCCUCCUACUUCAUACCUGUCACAGCGAUCUAGUUCUGGGACUACUGGUCACUCUGACAGUGCCACACUGAUCACUUCCCUGUGCACUUUAGAUCAACUUAAGUCACUAAGUGUUGUAACCUAGAAAACAUUAGGAAUUUAUACAUACACAUACUGAUACCCUUGCCAGGCAUGAAAGAUAAUUCCUUAAUGCAAAUUUUACAGUCCCUUCCAAGUGCUGGAAGUCAAACAUGUUGUAUGAGCAGCCCUAACCCUCGUACCAGCCAGGAUGUCAGUGAGUUACUGGGACACCCUACUUCCAACUUGUUUUACAUUCCUACCCGUACUCUCAGUGAGAGUCAAAACCCCCACACCGCUGGCAGGGGAGCUCCUGUGGCCCCUCCCACCAACCCACGCCCCUGUUCGCAGGAACUCAGGUCUUCCGUCAAAGCCGCCGUUGAAAAUUAAAAAGUUUUUCUGGAGCUGUUAACUUUACUGACACAGAUCCACAAUCACAGGGUUGUUCCAGUUUUCAUUUUGACCCGUGGCUCGAAUGAGUCAGAAUAAAAAUUAGUUAACGAC